AGAAAAUAGUUAUGUAUGAUUUUUUUUUCUUUUUUAGCCUUUCUAAGAAAAGUCUACACCAUCCUUUCUCUGCAAGUUCUCUUAACUACAGUGACAUCUGCAUUUUUUUUAUACUUCGAGUCUAUACGGACAUUUGUACAUGAAAGUCCUGCCUUAAUUUUGGUGUUUGCCAUUGGAUCUUUGGGUUCAAUUUUUGCAUUGAUUCUAAAUAGACAUAAGCAUCCCCUUAACCUGUACCUGCUUUUUGGAUUUACACUGUUGGAAGCUCUGUCUGUGGCCUGUGUUGUUACUUUCUAUGAUGUGUAUAUUAUUCUCCAAGCUUUUGUACUGACUACUGCAGUAUUUCUUGGUUUGACUAUAUAUACUCUACAAUCUAAGAAAGAUUUCAGCAAAUUUGGAGCAGGACUGUUUGCUGUUUUGUGGAUUUUGUUCUUGUCAGGAAUCUUGAGGUUAUUUUUUUAUAGUGAGACAGUAGAGUUGGUUGUGGCUGCUGUAGGCGCGCUUCUUUUCUGUGGAUUCAUCAUCUAUGACACACAUUCACUGAUGCACAGGCUAUCACCUGAGGAGUAUGUAUUAGCUGCCAUCAAUCUCUACUUGGAUAUCAUCAAUCUAUUCUUGCACUUGUUGCGACUUUUGGAAGCAGCUAAAAAGUGACUGAAAACAGGAUAUGUAAAAUGAUUAAUAAAGUUUGAAACAACUAUCAAU
This is a messenger RNA of Myotis davidii, 705 nucleotides long. RefSeq names its product transmembrane BAX inhibitor motif containing 4 (gene TMBIM4). Lineage: Eukaryota; Metazoa; Chordata; Mammalia; Chiroptera; Vespertilionidae. The transcript has 6 exons. The record is from RefSeq and is a predicted model, not a curated record. Gene Ontology annotation, cellular component: membrane. The coding region runs from base 16 to 654 and encodes 212 amino acids. Gene Ontology annotation, biological process: negative regulation of apoptotic process.